Sus scrofa (pig) is the source of this 6006-nucleotide messenger RNA. The record is from RefSeq and is a predicted model, not a curated record. Lineage: Eukaryota; Metazoa; Chordata; Mammalia; Artiodactyla; Suidae.
CUCAUCUUACCUCCAUCUCUCAUCUCCACCUCCAAUUCUCUUAUCUACCUCCAUCUCUCAUCUUCGCCUUCAACUUCUGUCCCAAAACCCCGAUUUCUCCAAGAAGCACCUUCUCUUCCUUUCAAGAUCUCCUCUUCCUCACAACCAGCCCACAGUGCUUCCCCUAAGAGCCAGGUGACUCUCUCACCUCACAGACUUCCCUUUAAUAUCCCUGACCUAUUCUGGGGUCACUUGGCCCCUGGCCCCUCCUUUUCUGGGGUAGUGUGUUUCCUGCCUAUACCCCUAUCCUAAAUCCUCACGUACUCUCACACAGCUUCAGCCAUUAUCAACAUUCUGCUAUUCUUGGUUUAACUAUAAUUUCACCUGCUCCCCAGUCUGACCCACCUGGUGGGUAAGAUUAAUUAAUAAUCUUAAUUAUUAUUAAGAUUUUUAUAGUUCUUUUUUGCAGGUUAUGACUCACACACAUGGCAAUGCAUGAAUCUUAGUGUACCAUAUUGCAAAGGGAUCCCCAAUAACACACACUGAUAACAAGUGCUAGAAUAGUUCCAUCCACCCCAGAAAAUCCCAGUUAGCUCCUCCCCACCUCUGCAACCACUGUUUUGAGAUUUUUCACCUUAGAUUAACUCAUAGAAGGUUCUAGAAUGUCAUCAUAUAAAUGGAAACAUACACUCUAUGUACUCAUUUGUAUCUGACUUCUUUCACCCACCCUGUCUAUGAGACUCAUCCAUGCUGUGUGUGUAUCAGAAGUGUGUUCCUUUGUAUUGUUUCAUAGUAUUCUACUGUGUGAAUAUACAAAAUGUGUUUAUCUUUGCUCUGUCUGUUCACGGACAUUUGGGUCAUUUCCUGGUUUGGGCUAUAAUGAACAAAAACCUUCUGUGAAUAUUCUUAGAUAAGUCUUUGGUGAACAUAGGUUUUCAUUUAUCUCGGACAAAUAAAAAUAUCUAGGAGUGGAACUGCUGGCUCAGAGGGAAAGUGUAUGUUUAACUUUGUAAGAAACUACUGAGCCUUUUUGCAAAGUGGCUGUUCCAUUUUACAUCCCACCGGCAGUGCCCGAGAGCUCUGGCUGGUCCCCAUUCCCCCUGACACCUGGUGUUGCGAAAGGUUCCAAGUUUCGCCGUUCUAGUGAGUGUGUGGCUGUAUCUACCUCCUUGUGGUUUUAAUUUGCAUUUUCCUAUUGAAUUUUCAUCUCAAGCCCUUUUUCAUGGGUUUCUUCUUCAUUUAUUUGUCUUGCUUUGUAGUGAGUCUGUUGAAAUCUUUUGCCCGUUUUUCAAAGGGGGCUGUUUGUGUUGUGAUUAAUUACAUGCAGUAGUUCUUUAUACAUUUCAGAUGUGAAUCUUUUGACAAAUAGGUAUUUUGCUAAAAUUUUUCCCAGUCCAUAGCUUACUUAUUCAUUUUCUUCCUAGUAGCUUUUAAUGAGCAGGAGUUUUAAAUGAUGAUGAAACUAAUUUAUUGAUUUUUUUUUUUUCCUUCCUUGGUUACUGCCUUCUCCGUCCUAAGAAAUUCUACCAACGUCCAGGUCACUAAGAUAGUCUCCUUUAUCUUCUCCCAAGAGCUUUAUGGUUUUAACUUUUAUGCUCGGGUUAUAUGAUCCAUCUUGAAUUCACUGUUUGUAGAUGGUACGAGGUGGGGCCAAGUUUCGUUUUUGUCCAUAUGAAUAUUCAGGUCUUCCAGCACCAUUUGUGCAAUGAUUUUCCUUUCCCCGUGGAAUUGUUUUGGUGUCUUUGUCAAAAAUCAGUUGUCUUCAGUUAUUGUUUGGCUGGCCGGGCUGGUCACUAGGGAUAGUGGUUUGUCUUCCUGGAAGGGCUGGUUUCCGGGGCUGGUGACUGCAGAUCACAUGUUCUUGGGCUGGUUGCUACAGGUUGAGGGUCAGAGUGUUAUUUUUAUGCAUAGCCUGGCCAUUGUCCACUUGUACACUGAUUUCCUCAUUUGCUAAAACAGUUGCAAGCACACAUAAAAGUAGCGAGAGUAAUGUAAUAAAUCCAGACAUCCAUCACCUGGAUUUAAUAACCUUCAGCAUUUUGUCCUAUUUGAUCUGGAGCUGGAUGUUUUCAUGUGAGUCGUGGCAUCACAACAUUCCACCCCCCUGUGUUGUUUCAAGAUGGAGCUCCGUGUGGAUAAAGACAUUUUCUUCUGUGUCCCCAACACCAUACACAUUCUAAAUCCUUAGUGUCAUCUACAAUCCAAAUCCAAACUUCCCUGAAAUAAUCCUGAAAUCUCCUUGUACAAUUGGUUUCUUCUAGUCAGAAUCUCGAGGAGGAACCCAUUGCAUUUAAUUAUAUUUUAAAAUUAGCUGUAUGUAAACAUGUUAUUAAUCUUUAACCUGCAUGCAGAAAAGUAAUCACAUCAUAGUUUAUAGCUUGAAUAGUACACACCCAGAGAACCGGCUGGAGCCAGGGAGUCAGAGCCUGGCAGCACCCCAAAGUCUCCAUCAUGCCCCACCCCAGUCACCACCCCCACCAAAGGUAAGUGCCCUCCUAACCUUUAAUGGCACAGACUGUCUUACGUGGUUUUGAGUUUGUGUAAAUGUCCAGCUUCUCUUGGUCAGUGUCCUGCUUGGGCGCCUGCAGGUCCAGGCAUGAGGUUCAUUCUUUCCUCCUCAGGGCUGUGUCCCAGACCCGUGUCCCCUCACGGUGCCAGUCUGCAGCCUGUCCCCCGCCCUCAGUGCUGAGCUAUAAAUACCUCUCCACCCAGGACAUCUGCCUCCCACACACCGAGCGUGGCCUCCGGGGGAGAAGGACCCCAUUUCCCCUCUAAGUUGCCGCUCUGGGGGCUGAGCCAACAUUCAAACUCGGCACAAGACCCCUGAGCCACCCUCCACUGAGAGGCACGCUGGAGACGGAGGUCGAGAACAGGAAGGGGGUGUGAGGACUCCCCUGGCCUGGCCCUCGCUUCUAGCUGGUGCGGGUACCAGGUGUCCAGCCCACAGGAGCCGUGACGAUGGAGGAUGUCCCCAAGGCUGUGGAGGUUGACGAGAAGUCUCCAGAAUCCAAGGACCUGCUGCCCAGCCAGACGGCCAGCUCGCUGUGCAUCAGCUCCAGAAGCGAGUCUGUCUGGACCACCGCCCCCAGGAGUAGCUGGGAGAUCUACCGCAAGCCCGCCGUCAUCAUGUCUGUGGGCGGCGCCAUCCUCCUCUUCGGCGUGGUCCUCACCUGCUUGGCCUACACCCUGACACUGGGUAACAAGAGCCUGGAGGUCCUGAAGAUGACAGGGCCUGCCUUCCUGUCUCUGGGACUCAUGAUGCUGGUGUGCGGGCUGGUGUGGGUGCCCAUCAUCAAAAAGAAACAGAAGCAGAGACAGAAGUCAGUUUUCUUCCAGAGCCUCAAGUCCUUCUUUCUGAAUCGCUAAUGGUGGCCUCCCCCUCUGGCCUCCCAUCCGCCCUCUAACCUCAAUCAGGAGAAGAUCUGAUGGCCAACGUCCAACGUCCAACGUCCCCGGCUCCCUGGGGGGUGGGGUUUGCCAUAAAACUGAUGCAGGCAAGCCCUCUUCCUGGCCCCCUGGGAAAGAGCGAGCUCCCUCUGUGCCGCGGGGGGACACCGCUGGACGAUCUCAUUUAGUCUCUCUGUUCGCACCGAUGCUUCCCCAGAUCCUGGCCGCCAUCGCCAUUCAGGGCUCUUGCCUGGGCCUCUGCAGUCGGGUGGGCCUCAUCCGAUGCUCUCUGCCAAGUGCUAUGCAUGAUGGGAAAUUCCCUGGGCUGGGCGCUGCCCCGAGAAGAAGAAUCUCCUGUUUACGUAUCUGAGUGCCUGAGCUCAAUUCUGCAUUUGCUUCCUUCUAGAACCCAGACUGACCAACAGAGGUCCUUCAUGGAGGGAAGGAAGCUCUGACCACGGGGUUCGCGCUCCCUGUGGGCAAGACUUGCAUUUCAAGAGAGCAGACAAUUCACAGUAUCAAACAUUCCAAGGAGUGAGCAGUGAAGGGGCCGGGGGAAGAAACACUUCCUGGAAGGCACAUUUCCCCUGGAGUCAGCUCGAGAAGGUGCUUAACUCUCAGUUGUGCAGCAUUCACCCAGAGACAGUGGGGUGCGCGGGGGUGUCAGUCCCCCCCUGACCUCCUAACUCCUUCCCCGUGAAUACUCUCCCCUCUAAACUUGACACUUAGAGGAGGACAAGUGCCCAUUGCCGCGGCUCCCUCUUUCCCCGGCCCCUGCCUCUACCCCAUGAUUCCAGAAGAGCCAGAUGGAGAGCAGCUGCGGAGGGCCGGAGAAGCUUCUCCCUCCCUCACCACCUCGCAGAGUCAACACCAAGACCCAGGUCUGCACCUGAGUGUCUGAGGUCUCCAGAGAUGGGGGUUACUUGAGAAAAUCCCACUUCUGCUCUCCCCGCCUCCGCCCACCAACAGGCAAAUAUUCGGUGAGGACCCUGCUCUGGGCCAGGCCCCAGGGGACAGGGAUGAACACCAGAUGGUGCCUGCGCUCCCCUUCCUUCCACAAUGAGCGACACAGCCAGGCCCACAGGUGGCAGGAACACCUGGGGAGGGGGACAUGGAGGGGCAGCUGCCGCAGCCUUGGGCAAGAACAAAGGGAGUGCUGGAGUCUGUGCCACCCAACAGAACCCAAGGAAAGAGGGGAGCUGGCCAGAGGGAAGAAGAGUGGGCAGGCAGGAACCACCGGAGCAGCGCUGGGGCGGGAGGGAGCAGGAUAACGUCAGGGAACUGCCGUCAGUCACCUGAGUCCUCUCUCUUGGCUCUGCUUCCCCAAGUGCCUUAGUGCCGCUUCUCGGGCUCCUCCAGGGCCUCCAGGGGUGUGUGGCAGAGACUGGAAGGGGGGUUUCAGAGAGCCCACCAGGCAGAGAGCCCCCGUGAGGGAAGUGCUCUGCAAACCUCGGGCUUCCUGCAGCCCCCAAAGGCUCUCGGGUGACAGACCAGGAGGCUACUGUGAGAAAGCUGGCCAGGCUGCCCAGUGGAGAGCAUCUGAUAAGGAGGCGAAGGUGUGAGCUGACUCUCGGCUCCUCGCCUUCUGCCCCUGCCCCACUCACCACGACGCCACUAUGGCAACCUCUCGCUCUAACCGGCCUCCAGGUAGCUCCAUCCUUGAAGGUGAUUCCACACCUGGAGUCAGAGCUGCAUCUUGUUCCCUCUGCAUCAUGGGAAACUCCAUGGAGGAAAGCACCAGUGACAUGGGGACACCCCCUGCCCCACCCACCUAAGGACCCAGAGUCUGUCUGGGGAGCCUGUGGCCUUUCAGCGUCACCCAGAAUGAUUGCGUCUCUCAUUCAGACAGCAUGGCCAUGUCCUCUAGCCCACCUGUCCCCUGCACCCAGGCGGUCAGAACCAAUUAUGGGGCCGUUGCAAGCCCUGUGCCAUGCACCUGUAGUUCCAGUGCCUCAAGUGACCAGGCUUACAGACUGUUUUCUUUUCUUUGGCAUGAACGCAGAUUCGGCUUCAGCCCUGCAAUGUCACUCUCACACCCUGGAUGCUUUCUUACCGGGAAGCAGACAGGGAGGGCUCCCAGCUGGCUCCCCGGGAACCCACACUCCCGCAUCCCAGUUCCUCUGCCCACAAGCUUGGCAUCUGGGCACAGCUGUGGGAGGAGGGCCCAGGCAGCCACUGGUACCACGUGUGUCUCGGUGGAGCACAGUCUGGGGCUGACUUGACUCUAGCAGGCGUCCAGGGGCUGGGCUCACCUUGGGAGUCCCCAGCAGUCUUGCCCACGUCCCCUGCUCCCUAUGCUAGUUCUUCAGACAGAAAGAUGAGGAGAGAUCCCCCAGUGCAUCAUUCACCCCCUCUGGGGGCCCCAUGGGAAUGUGGACCAAGGCACAGGCUGGGGUCAUGGUGAGGGGCUUCCGCCAAAGACCAUCACCACACAGAAGCCUGAGGAGCAGGCCCAGCCCAGGUCAGAUGCGUGUUUGUGGGGAAGAGCAUCCCCAGCACGACUCCUCUCGUGCCCCUGGACGGGAGGUCAUGACCGGCACCCGUGCGUCCUGCUAACUGGAUCGUUAUCCCACCCAGAGCUGUUCUGUUUAAUCUGAGCGCUAAACGAAGCAACGGGAUGUUGAACCGUAUUCUGUUUAA